AUGGGCUGCUGCUUCUCGAGCGGAAAGGUGACGAUCCCCACGGAGAAAACGAUGGGGGGAGAGGGCCGCGAGGUCCGGGCUCGACACUGGCUCGAGCCCCAGUACGACGGCCGCGACCCCGAGGCCACGUACGCCGAGUUCCUGGAGCGGUUCGACGACGAGCAGGACGAGCGCUCCCGCCAGAUGGAGAUCAGGGACGGGCCGCGCUGGAAGACGUACCCGAACGGGGAGCGGCAGUACAUCAACCGCACCCAGCCGAGGAUCCGAGUCCGGCAGACUUAUAAGAGCGAGGACUCGAGGAUGAAGACGUACGACUAG
This is a messenger RNA of Pyricularia pennisetigena, 318 nucleotides long. RefSeq lists its product as uncharacterized. The coding region runs from base 1 to 318 and encodes 105 amino acids. NCBI's taxonomy places the organism in Eukaryota, Fungi, Ascomycota, Sordariomycetes, Magnaporthales, Pyriculariaceae. The transcript has a single exon. The record is from RefSeq and is a predicted model, not a curated record.